Pteropus alecto (black flying fox) is the source of this 3180-nucleotide messenger RNA. RefSeq names its product serpin family B member 8 (gene SERPINB8). The record is from RefSeq and is a predicted model, not a curated record. The transcript is spliced from 6 exons. Gene Ontology annotation, molecular function: serine-type endopeptidase inhibitor activity. Lineage: Eukaryota; Metazoa; Chordata; Mammalia; Chiroptera; Pteropodidae. Gene Ontology annotation, biological process: negative regulation of endopeptidase activity. Gene Ontology annotation, cellular component: cytoplasm.
UGUUUUUUGAUACAGACUUUCCCUGAUGGACCGUCUCAGGGAAGCAAACGGCAUUUUUGCCAUCAACUUAUUAAAAAUGUUGGGUGAAGAGGACCACUCGCAGAACGUGUUCUUCUCUCCCCUGAGCAUCUCCUCUGCCCUGGCCAUGGUCUUCAUGGGGGCCAAAGGAGACACGGCCGCCCAGAUGUCCCAGGCACUUUGUCUGGACAAAGGCGAAGACGUCCACCAAGGUUUCCAGUCGCUCCUCACGGAAGUUAACAGAUGCGGCACUCAGUACUUGCUCAGAACCGCCAACAGACUCUUUGGAGAAAAGACAUGUGACUUCCUUCCGGCCUUUAAGGAGUCCUGCCAGGAGUUCUAUCAGGCAGAGCUGGAGGAGCUGUCCUUUGCUGAAGACACGGAGGAAUGCAGGAAACACAUCAACGACUGGGUGACAGAAAAGACCGAAGGUAAGAUUUCAGAGAUCCUGGGUGUCGGGACGGUCGGCGCACUGACGAAGCUGGUUCUGGUGAAUGCCAUCUAUUUCAAGGGGAGAUGGAGCGAGCAGUUUGACAGAAAGCACACACGGGGGAUGCCCUAACCAGUGAGGGAAGGCGAAAAAAAGACAGUGCAGAUGAUGUUUAAACAAGCUAAAUUUAAAAUGGGCUAUGCAGACGAGGUGCACAGCCAGGUCCUGGAGCUGCCUUACGCAGGGGAGGAGCUGAGCAUGGUCAUUCUCCUGCCUGAUGAUGACACUGAUCUCGCUGUGGUGGAAAAAGCACUUACCUACGAGAAGUUCCGAGCCUGGACGGAUCCAGAAAAGAUGACUCAGGGUAAGGUCCGACUUUUCCUUCCCCGGCUGAAGCUGGAGGAGAGUUACGACCUGGAGUCCUUCCUGCGAAGUCUGGGGAUGACCGACGCUUUCGAGGAAGCCAGGGCAGACUUCUCUGGAAUGUCGACUAAGAAGAAUGUGCCCGUGUCCAAGGUGGCGCACAAGUGCUUCGUAGAGGUCAACGAGGAGGGCACGGAGGCGGCCGCGGCCACGGCCGUGAUCAGGAAUUCUCGCUGCAGCAGUAUGGAGCCGAGCUUCUGUGCAGACCACCCCUUCCUCUUCUUCAUCAGGCACCACAAAACCGACAGCAUUUUGUUCUGCGGCAGGUUCUCGUCUCCAUAACGAGGCGCCAUCGCCGUCCGACACGCCUUCCCUUCCACCCCACCUCGCCUUAAAAUUCAGAUUUUGGUGACCAAAUCGGUGCUGUGGUUUGAGUCUCAAAAGUAAAGUGUGUGCACCUGGGAAGUCUGUGAAAGUCUUUACUGAGUAUUCCACAGCCAUCGAGGAUAACUCAGGCCUCCGAUGUGUAGAGUUUGGGGCUGUGCUCAUUCUGGAAUGUGCGGGAGCCCCUCCCUCGCACGGACUGCCCUCACCUACCCAUCAUGGGGUGGCCGGCUCUCCUCAAAGCUGUGCCCCUGGUUCGUGGGCGUCUUUAGGAGUGCGUCAAGGAUCCACAGCUUAGCCCUCUAUCUGCUCUUCCAUCCUGCAGUGACCCCAGAGCUCUGCCCAGCACCACUGCCAGGCGCCAGUGUCUCAAACAGCUGAGAUAAAGUGUCUGUCUCCUGUCACCAUCACACAGACAGCCCGGCAUGUCCCAUGUCUCACACGGUCCUUCAUGAAAACAGCUCCUUCAGAUCUUGCCAUCAGCCUCAGACGUGACGUCAGGGGCUCGGCAGUGAGCCGCAGGGCUGGGCUUGGAGCCAAAUCUCUGACGCAAGCCAUGUGUCCCCUUCCAUCCCCUUUGCUUCUGAGACAUACACGUGGCCCCAAAGGAACACACGCCCAGCACCUCUUGGAAACGCUGACCCCUCUAGUUCAUCACAUAUGGUCAGACAUGGCUCAAGCACACCCCUUGCUUAAAAGCAGACCUCCCUACAUUAUUUUUAUGAUUAAAAAAGAAUUUGUGUCACGGCAGCCAUUUGCAAACUGUAGAAAAGUAUGCAAAGAAACCAAGUCUCGCACAGUUCCACUAUCCAGAUGCAUCAUUGCUGUUAAUAGUGACCUAUGUCCUUCCUUCUUCUCUGUAUGCAAAUAGAAGUUGGAAACAUUUUAACACAGUUCAUCCUAUACUUCGGUAGUUUACUUCUACCCCUACUUAAUGUAAACCUUCUUCAAGAUAAUUAUCUUCCUAUGUCAUCCAUUUGAUGUGUCCAAUUGUAUGACUGUCUAUAUUUUCUGUAAUCAAAUCUAAUUUAGGUAAUUAAAAUUACUUAUAUACGACACUGUUAUGAAUAUCCUAGCUAUUCGUUCACAUUCUUAAUAUUUUUUAAAGAAACAUUCCUAAAAACGAUACCGUCAAGAUAAAAGCCGGGCACCUUUGGAGGCUUCUUCCUAAUCCUUCUCCAGGUUGUUUUACACUCCCGCUUACAGCACUCCAUUAACUGCUGCCUGACUUUCUGUCAUGAGUUGGACUGAAAAGUGGUUAUUCCGGACUCGAUUUGUGGUUCACAGCUACUCGAACCAUUCAGAUUAUAGCUCUUAAAAUUCGCCAGACUAGAACACGUUCCGAGCUAGGCCACCUUCGCAUGGGGUACCCUGCUUUCCGAAGCGGGUUUGGCCAAACGCUGACCCACAGCACUAGAAAGCACGCUCUGUGAGCUCUAGUCUUGCUCCCGCCUCUAAUCUAAAAAAAUCUACACCUUUAUUGGGGUAUGAUUCACACAAAAAACCUUUACGUAUUUAAUACGUACAAUUUGACACGUUUCGAUCCAUGUAUGCGCCCAUGAAUCCAUCUCCACAGUCAAGAUGGUGAACAGAGCUAUCACACCCCCAAAUUUCCUCUUGUACUUUGUAAUUCCCCUUUAUAAUUCUUCCCUCCUGCCCUCCCCUUUCCCACCCCAAUCAUUUACCCUUACUUCUCACUCAACCACUGAUCUGCUCUCUGUUCCUAUAGAUUAAUUUGCAUUUCCUAGAAUUCUCUAUGAAUGGAAUGAAACAUUAUCUACUGUUUUCGGUAUGGCUGCGAUUGCUCAGUAUUUUUGAGCUUCAUUCACGUUCAUAGCAAUACCAUGUUCCUUUUCAUCGCUAAAUAAUAUUUUGUUAUAUGGAUAUACCACCAUUUGUUUAUCCAUCCACCUUUUGAUGGACGUUUAGGAUGUUGCCGAGAUUUUGCCUAUUGCAAAUAAAGUUCCUAUGAACGUUCAUGUGCA